This is a messenger RNA of Megalopta genalis, 7581 nucleotides long. The record is from RefSeq and is a predicted model, not a curated record. Lineage: Eukaryota; Metazoa; Arthropoda; Insecta; Hymenoptera; Halictidae.
GUAGCGUCAGUCUGCACCGGCUAAGGAAUCGGGUUGGAUGAUCAGUAUAGUGUGGUGCGCUUUACGAAAGGGGCUAGCGAGGACCCAGGACGCGAGACAGAAAGAAAAGGUCGUAAUGACGUUCGCGUGAGACUCGUGUACACCGUUGUGAAUCGCCGUCCGAGAAAUAUGCCGACUGGUAACCGGUGCUCGGGUUCGCGAUGCACCUUCGGUGGUGUAACGGUGCAGUGGAAAUUGGUGCUGUUUCUGCUAGUGGUCGCUGUCCUGUCUGACGUCUAUGCCGAGGGCCAAGGUCCGUCCGCGGAUUUCAGCAGGCACACGCUGGUCAGGCCACAGGUCUAUCACGGGAGAACCAAACGGGAGAUCUCGACGACCAAGGAAAACGACAACGACCACGCGGAUGUGCUGACAGUAGGCUUCGAACUGGACGGGGUCAAGCGGGUGCUCGACCUCAGGCUCAACACCGAUCUCAUACCGGUCGGCUACCAACAGAGACAUCAGCACCAGGGAUCGUACAAAGUCCAUGUCCCUGAGAAAGUCGAACUCUGCCACUACCAAGGCAGCGUGCGAGAGAUGCCCGGCUCCUGGGUAGCGUUGUCGACUUGCAGAGGACUGAAAGGAGUCGUCUUCGACGGCGAGAACCUCCACCACAUCCAGCCGGAGAGGGAGACCCUGGACUCGAGGCACUAUAUCUACAAUCAGAGGGAUCUCGUCGCCAAUCACACAUGCGGUUACGAGGGAACGCCGCACCAUGUUCUUGGCCCCGAGCACCGCGGGAUCGUCACCAGAGCCUCCAGGCACAAGAGAGCGGCCGAGGUGAUCCGAGGACCAUAUAACGCGAACAGACACUCCAGAUACGUGGAGCUGGUGAUGGUGAUCGACAAGAAGGAGUUCAUGGCGCUGGACGAGAAUUACGACAAAGUGCACCACCAUUGCAAAGACAUUGCCAACAUCAUCAACGCGCUGUACAUGCCGCUGAACAUAUUCAUCGCUCUGGUCGGCGUGCAGAUCUGGUCCGACACGGACGAAAUAACGCUGUCGACGAACGGGGACACCACUCUCUCGAACUUCCUUCGCUACCGAAGGGAGAAGCUGGUCCAGGACAUACCGAACGACAACGCCCAGCUGUUGACGCGGAUCACUUUCGAGGGAGGCGUGGUUGGUAAAGCGCUUAAGGGGCCGAUAUGCACGUACGAGUUCUCCGGCGGUGUCUCCAUGGAUCACUCAACAGUCGUGGGACUGGUUGCCGCGACCGUCGCCCAUGAAAUGGGUCACAACUUCGGCAUGGAGCACGAUUCUAGCGACUGCGAGUGUCCCGAAGAGAAAUGCAUAAUGGCGUCGUCGAGCGGCUCUGCUGGGCCAACGCACUGGUCUAGCUGCUCCCUGGACCACUUGGCUCUGGCGUUUGAGCACGGCAUGGACUACUGUCUGAGGAACAAGCCGCAGAAGCUGUUCGACAGCCCCGUCUGUGGCAACGGGUUCGUCGAGCCCGGAGAACAGUGCGACUGCGGCUUCAAGGAGAACUGCGACAACCCCUGCUGCAACGUGACCACCUGUAUGCUGCACAGCAACGCGAGCUGCGCCACCGGGGCGUGCUGCGACCUCAAGACCUGCAAACCGAAGACCGCGGGCACCGAGUGCAGAAGCGCGGAGCACGAGUGCGAUCUGCCGGAGUACUGCACAGGCCAGAGCGAGUACUGUCCCGUCGAUGUCUUCAAGAUGGACGGUGAGUCCUGCAACAUGGGCAAGGCUUUCUGCUACAAAGGCUCCUGCAGGACUCACAACGAUCAGUGCAAGUUGCUCUGGGGACCCACUGGCAUCUCCUCGGACUCGCAGUGCUACGAGAUGAACAACAAGGGUACAAGACACGGCAACUGCGGCUACAGACGUCUCGACACCAGCUACGUCAAGUGCACCGACCAGAAUCUCCUCUGCGGGAUGCUGCAUUGCAAACACUUGAACGAGAGGCUGGAGUUCGGCAUGGAGUCCGUUGCGAUUCUCAGUCACUCGUUCAUCAACAACGGAGGGAAGAUCAUCCCGUGUCGAACGGCAAUCGUCGAUCUAGGCUUGAACCAGGUGGACCCUGGUCUAGCUCCUGACGGUGCCAAGUGCGCGCCUGGCAAGAUGUGCGUGAACCAGAAGUGCAUGUCGGUGGCCGACCUGCGCGCGUCGGUGUCUGGCGGGCAAGCGUGUCCGAACAAUUGCGGUGGGAACGGCGUGUGCAACAGUUUGGGCCACUGUCACUGCAAUCGCGGCUUCCGGCCGCCCGACUGCACUCAGCCGGGCGUGGGUGGCUCCGAGGACAGCGGGCCGGCGCAGGAUCCGAACGCGAGGAACGACUUCGCGAUGGUCAUGUACAUAAUCUUCCUGGGCAUCGUGCCGAUGGUCGCAAUAUCUUCGAUCGGGAUCUGGCUCAAAGAGAAAAAGAGCGAUCGCGGCCACAAUGGGAUCGAUCGUCCGAGUCCCUUGCCCCGAACGAUCGAGACGAUCGAUUCUAGCCUGAGUCAGGACCCGGCGUGCGCGAGCUUAUUGCCGAAGCCGGAGACCGACGAGCGUUACAACAAUAAUCUGUUCGGCCAGUUCAAAGGGUUCUCGAUCACGCCGAUCAAGAGCCAGCAGAAGAGCAACGAGCCGACCAAGCCAGCGCCGCCUCCGCCCACGAUCCCCACCGUGGCGAUCAAAACCAACAUCAGAACGCUGCCGAAGAGCGCCGCGCCACGAAACUCCAUCCUAAACCCUUCGUCCGGGUACAACAACGAGGUGCCGUCCGCGCCACCGGCACCCAGCCUGCCGCCGUUGAACCCAGGCCGUCCUUCGAUCAGCAGCCCGGUCUUGGCAGCGACGACUUGCACCUCCGUGGAGGUGAUAUCAACCAAACCGCUUGCCCGGCCCUCUUUGGACGCUCCAACGAGACCGGCGCCCGCCCCGCCAAUUUCCGCCGAGCUCCAGCGGCUCCAGAGACCCAACAGCACUCCGUUGACCAACGUCCUCGUCACAGAACCCGAGAAAAGGCACGACAAGGGCGGCACUCUGAACAGGAUAGCCUCGAUCCUACGCCCGAGCUCCGGCAUCAUGAAGACGGGCCUGCAGAUAUCGCAGAAGGAGGAGAAGAACACGAACUCGCUGCCCAGACUGCAGCAUCACAAGGCCAACAAGCUGGUAAACAAAGAGAUCUUGAGGAACCUGGAGAUAUCGAACCCGAUUCCUCAGAAGGAGAUAGAGAUCCCGACCCCUGCGAUACCCGUGGUCUCCGCGGCGGAGACGGAGAAGAAGAACGUGGUGCUGAGGGCUCAAUCGAUGAGGGACAGCAAGAUCACGCCCAGGCCCAAUAUCCAGACCUUCGGUUCCAUGAGGCAGACCACGCCGGUCAAGAGGCCCACCAGCAUCCCCGCGAGCACCAGGCCCACGGCUCCGCCGCCGGGACCUCCGACGAUCUCCAACUCCGCGGAGAAGAUGAACGAAACGGGCAAGAUCCCCGGGCUGCCCGGCUAUCAGACGCCGCAGGUCAAGAGCUCGCAGAAGAUCGUCGACGACACGUACGACGACUGCAUGAAUCUGGUCCCGGAGUCCUCGCUGACCAAGAUCACCGAGGAGUCGCCCACCAGCGACAACAUCUACGCGGUCAUCGAGGAAACGUUGCCGGAAAAAGCGAGAAAGAACCUCGCGGAGCAGCAGCUGACCGUCGACAAGCGGCUGGACAACGAGUACAAGCUCCCGAAGCCGGUCGAAGCCUCCGCGGCCGCCGCCGGCGUCGAGUCGAUGGGUCUGCUGUCGGAGAUCGUCUCGGAGAUCUCGAACCGGAACUUCGACUCCAUCUACUCGACCGCCACCCUCUCGCGGAAGUCGAAGAACAACGAGGAGGCGGCCAAGACGCCGGAAGAAGCCUACGUGAACUCCGCUCACUACAAGUCGCCAGGCAGCAUCUACUCGAACUCCGCGUCCGGCAAGUUCAACUCGUCCAGCUCGACGACCAGCUCGGGCUACUUGAACCCCUCGGUGCUGAACGUGCCGCGACAGGAGCCCGAGAAGCCGGAGAAGCCGGAGCCGAAGCAGAUCGACAAGACCAAGCUGGCGUCCCUGAACUCGUCGAACCCGAACUUGAACGACGACAUAUCGAAGGAGCUGGGGAUGAAGCCGAGCAACGCCGACAAGCCGGCGAUUUCGUCGAAGACCAGGCCGGUCCAGCGAGCCGCGACGAAGACCGGGGAGGACACGGUGGAUGGUAAGGAGCAGCCAAGGCCCGUUCUCGGCCGGACAAAGACGCCUCCCAGCAUCGCGAAGGGAUCAACGGCGAAAAAUCCUGAGAACACGUUCAGGUCGAAACAGCCCCCCGACGGCAGCUCGAAGGUAUCGAAGCAAGGGUCCAGCGGGAACACGGAGAAGGAGGACUCUGUCACGAACGUAAAUAGAUUAUCUGCGAAAACUGUGCCUUGUAGCCCUAAGGAUAGCGGGGGUAAGUUCAACAGCCCGGACGUGGUGUCGAGCUGUUCGAGCUCGAACCAAAUCAGUACAAAGUCGCCGGACGUGCUCGGAAACAGCGGCAAGUUCAGCUUCCCGGUGAAGAGCGCGCAGAAGGUGCCCACGCUGCCGAGAGGCGGCAAGAGUCCCUCGACGCCCUUGAAGCCGCUCGGGAUCGCCAAGACGACCUCCGCCCCGGCGGAGAGGAAGAAGUCGCCGACGACCAGCGGGAACGCCGGCAUCGGCAAACCUCUGGCCUCCGUGAAGGAGUCGGUCUCGAAGGUCUCGCAGGCCAAGCUCGUUGCCCCAAAGGCAGAGACGAAGACCGAGACGAAGACGGAGACGAAGGCGAACCCGGUGCAGAGGGCCGCCGCCGGGAAAUCGAACGUGGCGUCGCUCCAGCAGAAGUUCGAGGCUAACAAGAACUCCAACGCGAACGCGACGAGGACAGUGGCCGGCGUGCACAAAAGGACGGUCGCGAAGACGGCAGAGGGGAAAAAGUAGAUCUCGGGAGCAGAUGUACUCGAAAUAAUCUAGUCUGUCGGUGACUCGCUUGUCGAGGGUGCGACGAGCACGAAUGGCGCUCGGAUAAGUGGUUCUAUGUCUCGAUCGUUCGAGGAUCUUCGGAGUAAGCUUCGAAACGACGAAGAAACGCGUCUUCUAUUAUAUUACCUGUCGGACUUCUCGAAGUGGUCGGAUCGAGAUUUUUGUGCUCGUUCCGACGGCAGCUCGUGACGGCAGCGACGCGCAGAUACGUACCCGGAACACGCCCGGUGUCUCGGAUCGCGUGCUCUUGGGACAGCCUGCCUCUUCUACCGGUGUACAUAGUAGUUACUUAAAAAUUCUAAUAUUUUUUGUAGAGAUAUCUCACCCGUAAUCCACGUGCAACACUAACGACCGACGAACAUGGGUUUGUUCGUGAGAGAAUUUUUUAACGAACGAGACGACUAAGCAUCGAUUUAUUUUCAAAAGUCCCGCGAGAAAUUCUUCAACUCUGUGAUAUACGUGUAACGAAAGAAAUAGCACAGAAACAUUGCGCCCGCGUUGGUGCCAACUGCUAACGCCGUUGACUGCCGAAUUACUGGUACACCGGGCUCGUGGCAGACCCCAAAACGGAAGGAGAAACGCCGAGGAACUUGUCGGAUCGAAUUCUGGACGAACGCUCCGUCGAUAUUUUAUUUUUAGCUAGCGUAUAAAAUAAUGGAAACGAGGAGACUUCAGCUUUUAUUGUAAACUGAGAUUAGAGAUACGACGUUGGGGUCCCUCGUGAUCCCGGUGUACCAGUGUUGAGGGUGAAGACCCCCGAAACCCCCCCUGAAAGUCAGAGCGAUUCUUCUACCCUUCCGCGUUCGGUCUACUCGUCCACAUGUAAGAAUAAAACCCUCGUCCAAUCCCUCGCGUUCCCCGCCCGACGCAUUCUCCACCGAUGCUUUUCGUUUCUAAACCGGAUCGCAGGAGGACCGACGCGGCAGUCAACCAGUUGAAAGAGACGAUAGCAGAUUAGAGACGCUCGACCAAAAUUUAUCAUUUUAUAAAGAUAGAGUUUUAAAGAGCGAAAUUAUAGCCCCGAGACAAGAAUCAUAUCGAAGAGAGCUCUGCACCUUUCCAAAGAUUAACCGUUAGAAUCCCCAAGCCACCGAGAUCACGAUCAUACGUACCAUCGCAGAACUUCGCGAUACGAGAUUCGAAAUUCGUUAGAGCGAGGUCCCUUUUAUUUUUGGAGUCCGGUUUGGUUUGAAAGUUUCUUCUUCGCAGGCAGCUGCAGUCGCUAGAAGCAACGCGAAAGACUUCGAAACGCAGGACAGAGUUCCUAAUCAGCUGGAAACAUGGCAACCCCCGUUCGAAUCCCGUAACGAUUAUAAUACAUUUAUUUGUGCAGCUCCGUAUUUGCCUAGCAAAACCAACGAGAAGAAAAUCGGAUCGAACAGAAUUUAAAACGUUAAACCAAAAAACAAAGGAGAAUCCUGAUUUGACUGAUAAACAUGAGAGAGAGAGAGAGAGAGAGAGAGAGAGAGAGAGAGAGAGAGAGAGAAAGAGAGAUAUAGCAGCGUGUAAAUAUGUGCAUAUUGUAACAUAGACGUAAGUCGUAUUUUAUACAACGUACCUUCGUGCCCAUGGAGUUCAUUUUCGCGGCCGGCUCCACCCCAUGGGAGCAGCCUAUGCGAGAUAUGCGACUUUUCAGCAUUUAGCUUUUUAACGGUGUCAAGUUCGAUUUGUUGUUAAGCGCGUGAGACUCGCCUGUACCAAAAAUUACAGAGAAAAGCAGAGGGAAAAGAGUAAUAAACGACGAGGAAAGAGGAAAUAGAAGAACACGCAACAGACCAAAAAACAGAACGGGAGAAAGAGAGCACAAGAGAAAGAAUAGAAAAGGUUUUAUUGAACGGUUGCAACGUGUUCGUGUGCAUUUGCCGAUUCGAGGCACAGCGAUCUCUCUCGCGAUCCACGUUCACCUGUAUACGAUUGUUCGCUUUUUCAUUUACACAGUUCCUAUGUACAGACGCGCCUGGAUAUGCGUUGGAAUUUUUCUGAGUAUAGCCGAGCAACCUCGGGUUCAAUAAAGCUUUUCAACAAUGUUCAAGCGUGUUCGCCGCCGCGUGUCAUUUGUAAAAUCGCUCUCAGCGCGCUUCUUGUUCCGCUGUAAAAGACAAUCAAGACGUUCCGUGCAGCACGCCACGUGUACGAAAUAAUGAAACGAAACGAAAGAAAACGAGACGGUAUCGUCACUUUUUCGAGCAGAACCUUGGCCUGUUUUCUUUUUCAAAUUGAUUGCGAUCGAUUGACCUCCUCUUGACCCCGGAAAAAUUCGUGCAGCGAUCAGGAACGCGCGGCUUUCUAUUGUUCGCGAGAACGUUUAACGAGCAUCAUCUUAUUCGAGGGAACAGGUCAACGAAACCGUGAAACGAAUCGACAAAAUUUGUUUGUUGCCCUUCGUCAACUUUGCAGCCUGCUACAGCCAACAGACAGCAUCAUUCCAUUAUGCAAUUAUGUUCGGUACCAAAGACGAACCGCGUUUCGCGCGUUCGAAAGGCCAAGAUGUAGACUACUUAAACCUUAAACGUUGUGUUAAUACUUGUACAAUUUCCAGUCUAUGGUAACGUUACAAUAAAUUCUUUAUUCCAUGCA